Cryptotermes secundus is the source of this 343-nucleotide messenger RNA. Its product is annotated as exportin-4-like. The record is from RefSeq and is a predicted model, not a curated record. The annotation marks the transcript as partial. NCBI's taxonomy places the organism in Eukaryota, Metazoa, Arthropoda, Insecta, Blattodea, Kalotermitidae. The transcript has 2 exons.
CGUAAUCACAAUGGACAGUGAAGGGGAGACAGCACUUAUUCCAUCUGAAAUAAUGCAUUACAGUAUUCUGCAAGCAAGCUCAGGACAUGUGAAUGUUGAGACAACAUUGAAGCUCCUUGCAUCACCAACACAUCAGCUUCCGGACAUCCCGGGGGCUGACGAGUCUUCAGAUCAUGUCGUGAGAUUGGUUGCAUCAGUGUUCCGUCUGUGUGAGGUGGAGAGGAGGGCCGUGGAAGUGAAACUUGGCCAUCUGCUGAGCCCAGAAUUGGGCUGCACUAUCAUGUGGUUCCUGCGACGAUGGUCUCUCUCAUACCUUCUCCCCGUCGAAACUUAUUACUCUGAG